This is a messenger RNA of Cornus florida, 1211 nucleotides long. RefSeq names its product probable protein phosphatase 2C 58. Gene Ontology annotation, molecular function: protein serine/threonine phosphatase activity. Gene Ontology annotation, biological process: protein dephosphorylation. Gene Ontology annotation, cellular component: cytosol; nucleus. The coding region runs from base 156 to 1016 and encodes 286 amino acids. The record is from RefSeq and is a predicted model, not a curated record. The transcript is spliced from 5 exons. Lineage: Eukaryota; Viridiplantae; Streptophyta; Magnoliopsida; Cornales; Cornaceae.
UGUAUAUGUCUAUAUCUAUCACCCCUACUCUCCCUCUCCCUACGUCAUUCAUUUUAUAUCUCUCCUCUCUCUCUAUAACUCUCGCUGACUGUUGAAAUAUAUAUAUAUAUAUAUAUAUAUAUAUCUCUGAAGAUAGGCGUCACAAAAAUACAAUCAUGACCGGAAGAGAGAUUCUUCACAAGAUGAAGGAAAAGGCGGCAUGUUUUAUUGCCACACCAGUUGCACCAGAUAAAGGGAAAGGAAAAGGCGGAAUUUCGAAACAUAUCACUCACGGAUUUCACCUAGUGGAAGGAAAAUCUAAUCAUGCCAUGGAAGAUUACUUAGUUUCUGAAUUCAAACAUGUAGAUGACAAUGAGUUGGGAUUAUUUGCAAUUUUCGAUGGCCAUAUGGGCCAUGAUGUUGCGAGUUAUUUGCAAUCACACCUGUUUGACAAUAUUUUAAAAGAGCAUGAAUUUUGGGAUGAUACAGAGAGUGCAAUAAGGAAUGCUUAUCAUAGAACUGAUACCGAUAUCUUAAAGCAGUCAAUUCAAUUGGGGAAAGGAGGCUCAACUGCAGUAACGGCAAUACUGAUCAAUGGCCAAAAGCUUGUAGUUGCAAAUGUGGGAGAUUCUAGGGCUGUUAUAUGCAAGAAGGGCAUAGCCAAACAGUUAUCGGUUGAUCACGAGCCAAGCAAGGAAAAAAAGGUGAUUGAGAGUAAGGGUGGCUUUGUAUCAAACCUUCCAGGUGACGUGCCUCGAGUUGAUGGACAGUUGGCAGUAGCGAGGGCAUUUGGUGACAAGAGCUUGAAGAGACAUCUUAGUUCAGAACCAGAUGUGGUGUUGGAAAAAAUAGAUGAUGACACGGAGUUUGUCAUUUUGGCAAGUGAUGGGUUAUGGAAGGUGAUGUCAAACCAAGAAGCAGUGGAUUCUAUCAAAAACAUGAAGGAUGCUAAGUUAGCAGCAAAGCAUUUGACAGAGGAGGCUCUUUCUAGGAAAAGCAAGGAUGAUAUCUCCUGCAUAGUCGUAAAGUUUCAGUAGUCGUUUCGGAGGAAAUGUCAAGCUUUUGUGUUAUUAAAUUGGAGGCAAGAGAAGUAAUUAGUUGAUGUGUGCUUGUGUAAAUUUAUACAUAAAUUUGUUGUCCUUGUUAGUGGUAGAGAUUAUUGAAUUUGCAAUGAUACUUCUGUAUACACACCGAUCAAGUAAUGAACCAUAUUAUAUUUAUAUUUUUGUUCA